This is a messenger RNA of Argiope bruennichi, 529 nucleotides long. RefSeq lists its product as uncharacterized. Bases 47 to 469 code for a protein of 140 amino acids. The record is from RefSeq and is a predicted model, not a curated record. NCBI's taxonomy places the organism in Eukaryota, Metazoa, Arthropoda, Arachnida, Araneae, Araneidae. The transcript has 2 exons.
AGAAAAUCAUUAGCAUCUGAAGCUAGCUGAUUCAACAAACUCCAAAAUGUUCGCUAAGGUUGUAAUCUUCUGCAUUGUUCUCGCCGCUGCUCAUGCAUCCCUUAUUGGACCACUGGGAUUGGGAGCACCUGUACUCGCUGCUGGACCCUUGGGCAUCGGAAAAGGACUGAUCGCCGCCCCUGCCGUAGCCACCGUUUCCACCCAGAGAGCUGCCAUCAACCACGUUGCCCCUGCCGCACCACUUGGGCUUGCUGCUCCUCUUGGUCUCGCUGCUCCCAUUGCUGCCGCUGCACCCAUCGCCCUCGCCAAUGGAGUCAUCGCCGGCAACGGAAUCCUCGCCAACGGACUCGUAGCUGGAGCACCCCUUGUUGCUGGAACUGGUCUUUAUGGCGCCCCUCUUGGUCUUGGAGUUGGCAAGCUAGGUCUUGCAGCACCUCUUGGUCUUGGACUCGGAAAAGUCAUUUUGUAAAUGUUUGUAAGCGUUGAUGAAAUAUUUGAAAUUCUCGUUUAAUAAAUUAUUUUGUUAGCA